UGUAAUUGAAGGAUGUGGCACGACGACUCUCUGCUCCUGACGAAUAGCGUGUUCUAUUACAAUCGACUUCGGAUGAAUCCCUUCUAUGACCAGUAAUGUGUCCUCCAUUAAGUGGGAAAGGAAUCGGUUCUAAAAAAUGUAUGACGUGGUCGCAGGGAAAAAAGCAGCAAAAAGUUAAAAGAGCUUAGGGGUAGGAUAUUUCGGCAAUAAUCCAAAAAAUCGAAAAUUGGCCUCAUAUCCAUCGUAAUGCAUAAGAGAGAGAGAAAGAGGGAGCCUCUCUUGCCCAGGGCCUAAGACCUAAGCCGACCCGCCCAUAACCCCACGCUAACUCUGAACGCGAAGAUAGAACUCUAAGCCCAAUCUUUCUCCCAAGACCUCCUUCUGCUUUCCCCAUCUCUCUCCCGAGACCUCCUUAUGCCAGUCAUCUCUUUCUCCCAAUCUUUUGUAUCGUAGUGCAUGAGAGAUGGUCUCUUUCAAAACGCUUGCUAGUUGUUGUUGGAGAUCUGGUAGUUAUAAAUCUGCUUGGAUUGGUUGUUGAAAUUCGGUUUCGUUAGACAAUUUCAACGCGUCACUAUCAUCUUUUUAGUACUAAAUCAGUAUCUUUUAACACAGUACUGUAUCUUUUUUUUUAGUAUCUCAGUACCUUUUGAGGACAUCAGUAUCUUUUGACAUCACGAGUAUCCUUGACGCUUACCCCUUCACAGGUGAGUCAACUCCUAUCCUAUCCUAUCAGUAUCUUUGGUCAUAGUAGUACUAGAACAGCUCCACAAAACAUUGCUCUGAUAAUUUUCUUUUUCUUUCAUCUUGCUAUCCAUCGUCACCACCAUCGUCAUCAUCUUCACCAUCUUGUUGUUAUUGUUUCUAUACUCCUAGGGUGUGGCUAUCUUGUUUUUUUCUGCUUCUAGUGUCAUCAAAAUUGAUUUCUACCAGAUCUUGUUUUUUUCUACUUCUAGUAUGUGUUACACAGCACCAAAGAUGAAAUAAAGGAAAAUUGUUGUUUCUAUACUUCUAGUAUGUGUUACACAGCACCAAAGAUGAAAAAGAAAAAUUGUUGUUGUUUCUACUUCUAUCUCUAGUGUGUGCUACAUCACACAGAGACAGAAAAACAAAAACUAGAACGAGAAAAAAUGGGGAACACAAUCUCGAAGCAUCUUACUCGAAGCCCGUGGGCGGUGGCUUUGAGCAUUCAUCUAUUGUUCGAAGACGCUCCAAUCAUCGGGAACGCUCGAAGACCGACGCGAACUGCGUUUUCUCUGUUAAGACUAGAGAUGGUUCAAUCAUCUUUGACACGAGAAUUGUAGACUGCACAUCUUUUACACGAGAAUUGUAGACUGGCCGUCCUGCUUCAGGAUUCUCGCGGGGUUGAAGUAUAUUUAAGUAUGCUACGGGGUUGAAGUAAAUAUGUAUGCUAGAAUUGUAGACUCAGGUAACAAAAAGAAGGUAGAAAAAAACAAUCCGUGGAGGUCCUCUGAAUGAGUGAAUGAGUAUCCCUGAAGAACAACAACAGAACAUCUUUGAGAACAUAAUGCAUUUACUUAUGAAUGCAUCUAACCCUCUCCCUCGAUGAAGUAGAGGAGGCUGAUGAAGCAGAUGAAGAGCAGCAGGAAGCGCAGUUCUCGUACAGUAAGUUAAGGGCAGUUGUCGAGUUGCAGCAUCCUUCACCACCAAAAAAAAGAAUAUUUGUUUCGCAACAAUAAUGGAUCAUCUCAGAGGUUAUGUAAUUGCACAACAGCAGUCUUGUUUUGUUUCGCAACAACAAGUCAGGGUGGACCACCUGAUAAGAAUGGAAUUGCGCAACCUGCUCUAACUAAGGUAGACCCGGGGGCGAUGGCCUUGGUAGACCUCUCCGUUAAGAAUCGGAUGAACAGUAGGUGGAAAUGGUUUGACUACGCAGUCGGAUGAGCAGUAGGUGGAAAUCGCGCCAAUAAAUAGUUCCCAUACAUCCAUCAAGUUAGUUUUGGUGAUUCAAUAGUGAAUGUACGAGUUGUCAUAGAGCUGCUCCAACAAAAAGGAGAACCGCAAAAAACCAAAAGAACCAGCAAGCAAACCCCAAGCCACACGAAGCGGCGAUGAGGCAGUAUUUUGCAAUGACCGUGAUGUGCUGCCAUGGCUUUGUGCUGCGUGCUUCCAAAAUGUCGCAGAGAGAUCUUUCAACCUUAUGGCCCACUCACUCGAUGGUUUCUGCAUAUAAUUUUCCGGAUUCCUAGCCUAUCGCUUCGUCUCGCUUGUAGUGUAUUGUAUAUGUACAUUAGAAAAAAAACGGCCUUGGGAAAAUAGUUGGCCUUAGGAAAAAAAAAUGGCCUUUGGAAAAAAGUUGGUCCUUAGAAAAAAACUUGCCUCGGGAAAAAAGGUGGGCUUUGGAGAAAAAGUUGGCCUUUUGUAAGAAAUGUUGGCUUUGGAUAAUCAAGUUCGACGCUGCCAGUCUAGGUUCUUAUUAUGUAUAGUGAUCAAUGAUCUUUUGUGGUUGUUGUUCUUACUUCUUCUGCAUCUGGUCUUCCGACUUGCAGCACUCGAAUUUUGGAGAUUCGUCGCAGUGUGAAUCUCCUGAAAAGUCACGGCUUAGAGGUGUGACGAAGGUCAUACCGCAAAAAUUUCAGAUCUUCAAGGCCUUAGAUUUAACAAAACCAACAACAACAAGAUCCGCGCGAUGUCGAUGCUUUUGCUUUGAACAAUACCAAAGAUGCCUUGUCCUGCUUCCGUUUGCGUCGAUCUCAGGCAUUAUUCAAGAUCUACCGCGCAUCUAUACGCCAAUCAGAUACAACAGGCCUCCUUGAGAAGCUUGAUCUAAGAAGCUCCGCUAGAGCUGUUAGCCACCUUGCAUUCCGCGUCGUAUAAGUCGAAAAUGUGCGCAGCUUUUUCGUUUCUUUGCAGGUUACAGCCACAGCAGUAGCCCAGUCAUACGGCGACGGGAAGCAUUUACUUUGGCUCUAACUUGUUCCACCAGAAAGGUGACAACGGUUGCCACAAAUAAGAGCACGAUAGAGAAAGAAGAGCUUCUUACUAGAGAAGAAAGCAAGGGGCCCGGCGCCUCAUCUGUUGCCUCCGUAGUUGAAUCAAGAAAAAUAGUACUCAGUGCACGAGGGGAGAACAACCAGAGAAGCCGGAGACAACUAGAGAAGCCGGAGACAACUAGAGAAGCCGAGAGAAAAGGCAGAGCCUCUAAUACCACCGACGCAGAGCUCGAAGGCGGGCAGCGAUAGCUGCACUGGGAACACCACAACAACCACCGCCACCCACCGAAAAGCGCCCGCGUCGCUUAUCGUGAACAGCUACAGCGGUAAGCAGCCACUGACGACAUUGCGUGGAUGGGCUGCACAGAUGCAGCAUCUGGGCGACUCUGUUCUAGGGUGGCAAGCUGCUUCUAUAGCCAUACUAGCUACCAACGCCUUCGGAAAUAUCGCGGCACUCUACAAGCACAGGGAAAGCCCAACGAGUCCACCCCAAAAGUUCUCGCCUGUUAUCAAGACGGAAGCGAAGCGCAGAAGCAGCCCAAUCACAUGCAAGGCAACAACAACACCAGCACAAUAGGAACCACAACGGCCCCAGCCACCACGCCGACAAGCAACAGCACACAGCAGAGCAGCGGCAGGCCGGUGCUUGGCAAAAAGCGCGCCGAGAAACAUGCAGCCAGCCCAGCUCUGAAAACUCGCACCGGCUUCAGCACUGCCACUGUGUGCCAUGAGUCCCAGCUCCGUGACGACGAUGAGGAGCGCAAGGAGGUGGCGCAUCUUCGCUAUUUAUCCCAGAAAGACAACGAAGGAGAAGACUUGCCAUACACCACAGGACAGCGCAAAACCCACGGGAGCCGUCUAGCAUUCUUGCAGACGGCCCCGGCGGAUUCCUUCGACAAGUCAACUCACAGCUCAAGGAGGCCGGCAAGGAUUGGGGCCUGCUCGUCGACGACGUAGAACAAACAGAGGAUGAGGAAGAGAAGCGGCAAGACCUCUCGCGCAGCAACGUCUUAGCGUCACUACGAAGCGCUCCCGACUGAGAGCCGUGCCACAAACAACCCAAGGCGGGAACGUGCAGCAGAGGAAGCCAGAAGCGCUCCACAUCUCAACUGGCGCUGCCUGUGUGUGCCCUGCAGACCUCUUAUGUGCUUCGACGCCGCAGCAGUGCGCCCGGCCCGGGUGUGGAAGGCGGCAAAAGGCGCAAGGCUGGACCCCCUGAGCCCGGUGGCCUGUACCCUCCGGGCCUUUGGUCAGCGGCCUGCUUGCUCGUGAGAGCGUGGCCGCCUUCGGCGGCCUUCAACCCCGGAGGCCUCCAGCCUGCGGGGGUCAGCAGAGGCCAGGAGGCCUCUAGGGAACCUGCUGAGAGACGCAAGGGGACGCCCGCGCCCAGUUUUGACGCCUUCCACCCCGAGAGCCCGCGAAAAUCAGCGCGGAAAAGAGCGCGCGAGCGCCACCGCAGGGCCAUCCAAACGGGGCGGCGCCGUGCGUCCCUGUAUCAUAUAUCGUGAUCCGUGAUCUUCUGCUGCUCUGAAUUACAUAGCCACUCCAGAAACUUGGCAUGAUGACACACUGAGCAUUAAUUUUUACAAGCUUUUCUGGUCGUUCGUUAACAAUAAUCCACUUCAUUACAUGCUGAGGAACAAAACCACAAACAUAAGUGAUUUGGCGCUUGUUUUGUUUAAUUUUCAUAGCUCAUUUUCGUGAGGGUGGAUUCUAAUUUCAAUCUGCGGGGGGCGAAUGAUGGCAUUGACGGGAGCAGGAAAAGGAAAGCGGUAAAAGCACUGGUCAAGAAGUGUGGACAACCUGCCUACAAUGCAUACGAAGCCAUCAAGGGCAAGGAACAAGGUGAGGGAGACACCGUUGUCGGAAAGAGGGACUUGCAGUCGAUGAUCGGCGCGGCAACCCGACAAGUGAAUCCGCAUGAAAAAGCCGUGGGUGAUCGCACCGACGGCGCCCACAAGGUCUCUCCUGAAGAGGUUCUAUCAUAUCAUUGUAUUGUAAUUAUUCAAGGCUGAGGAGGUUGCACACAAAGUAGAUGUGCGAACCUCAGUCUUGUUUGGACACGAUUCCUCAUUUAUCCGCAGUUCUGACGAAUUCUAAAACGAGUGUAGCAUCAAAAUGAAUUUCAUCUCUGAGCUUGUUUUAACGAUAAAUGCCUCACUAAAAAUGCGUAACAGGUCAAAUUGAAGCUCAGCGAGGUUGAUCCCGAAUAUGCCACCACCGACGAGAAGAAGAAAUUCAUGCUUGGUGAAACCCUCAAAAAAAUAGAGGACUUGUGCUGCACGCCAAGGGACCGCAAACAAACGGACGACUCCGCCUAUAUGGACCCGAUAUUGAGAAAUCAGAAGAUCUUGCUCAUCGAUCAGCGCAAACCUCGGCUCAUACAACCGCUACUUGAGUACAUCAUCAUGAUCCACCUUCUCAUCAUUUUCUCUAAAAGGAUCCAAGAAUUUACUGAGUCGUUUGACUUAGAUACAUGUAGAUACGACCCGAAGAGAACCAAUAUUUAUAAGUAAUGAAAGCGGGUAUCCUUCUGGGUGUAGAUUGCUUGAUAAGGCUCUAAAUAAUCACCUGCGGAACCGGAAGCACCGCCUUCACAUGGGACCGCGACUCGUCCGGCGGGGGCUGCGAUAGCUAAGCCGUCCAACCCGCCUGGUGGCACUCCAUAUGCCAUCGAGGGGCGGUCAAGUACGCAUCGCCAACACACAGCGCCCAAGGCAACGACGAUUAUGAUUGGGUGAUGUAGUCAUUAGCCUUACGCAAAGUCACAUUGUUUUUCAAAAGCUACCUUAAUAUUGAAUACUUUCGUAAAUCGUUUGUGUCUAGGUUUCACUAUGUGAGAAGUACUAAGAGAAACAAAGGUUUUUCAUGCCGGAAAAUAUCUUGUCAAUGUAAGUCAAAUACUCAUGGGUCUUUCUGGUAUUAAUUUGAUGCACAAAGUGAUCUUGAUCACACCUAACCCUCUGGCAUUUGUCUAACAAACAGCGGAUGCCUUUCCCAGAACGUCAAGGCGAUAGAGGUGAUGGGCCAGAAACAAGUGGUGGUGCAGGAGGUCCUAAGGCUAAGAUGCCAGGCGCAGGUGAAGAGAGAAGAGAAAAUGCUAGGUCAACAAAUGGGGGUGGGACGGGAGAAGGUGGCGACACAGAGGGGCGUAGUACACAAGCAAAAGGUCAUGAUAAACCAGCAGCAGUAGGUGGGAGUGUAAAAGAAGGUGCUGGACCAGGAAGAGGCGCUGGAUCAGGAAGAGGCGCUGGACCAGGAGGAGGUGCUGGACCAGGAGGAGGCGCUGGACCAGGAAGAGGCGCUGGACCAGGAGGAGGUGCUGGACCAGGCAGAGGUGCUAGACCAGGAAGAGGCGCUGGACCAGGAGGAGGUGCUGGACCAGGAAGAGGUGCUGGACCAGGCGAACAUGCGGCUCCUCAAAAUUCAGGUGCUGGUGGUGGUGGUAAGUCGGAAGGUCCAGGUGGUAAGCCAGAAGAUCGUAGAAAUGCUGAGUCAGGUGGAGGUGCAGGCGAUGGAGGAGGUGUUGGUGGGCCAGGAAGUAAUCCGACGCCAGGUGGAAGUGGUUCUUCAGGAGGUAGUGGUAGAUCAGCUGGAGCUGACAAAUCAGCAGGAAAAUCUCCGUCAAGCGGAGCAGGUAAGGGUGUCAACAAUGGUGAGAGUGCUCUGCCAAUAUCAGAGGCACCGGAGGGCACGUCGGUGGCAGCCGAGCCAGAGCUUCGCGCCAGAAGGUGUACGAGCGACAGUCAGAUCAUGGAUGCCUAUAUGAUCAUCCAUCCUCGACUGAGUAACCUACGCUAUCACAAACGGCAACACGAAGAGAAGUUUCAGAGAUUCAAAGACGAAGAGUAUGAACAUCUAGAUACCGUAUUUAGCAGGACUCCAAAUUGUCAGCCUAGUGAUCUGCGAUGGCAAAAUUUUGUCAAAGCAGAAGUGAAGACAUUCACGAAAGCGAUCAAGAAGUGCAAAAGGAGACAUACCAUGAAUGGAGAACGAAUGGUAAUCCCUGUCGGUGCCAAGUCCUGGGUGAAGUAUCUAGAAUACAGAGUCAGUGAAACGUCUCCUGGCAACAUAUGUUCUGUCGUUAGCGAAGAUUUGACGAAUUAGGAAAAUGGCCAAAAUCUAGAAAAUAUGUAUUCACUGUGAACAAACGAAAAAUAUAGUUACUUUAUAGUGCACCUUGCUAAUGCUGAAAAAUGUACUUAGACAAAAACCGCAACUUGAAGAUCGUGAAAAAUAGCUCAUCUUUUCUUCACAUCACGUUAAAAUGUAGCGAAAAGGAACAAUCAAUUUUUUGUAGAAAUCCAAAAUAUGUUUAUCUUCCAUGUUUGAUAGCUUUCAUCAAACCAAGUUGUUCUAGUCUGAUUGAGAAUUGAGCAGGAGAAUACCCAUGUACAGGCGAUGUACGAUAUCAAACCACAGCAUCAACGAGAACGCACAAAGAAUGAAUUUUUUCGAAUGGAUAUUUCGACCGUCGAUGACCAUGGUAACGAAAACUAGAGUGCCAUGACAAACUAGAGCGCCAUCAGCUCAGAACAAACUAGAUACCGUGCAACUACUCUGAACAGGUGAUAUGGGAUUUUAAAUUGUUGCUCAGGGACCUUAA
Amoebophrya sp. A25 is the source of this 7557-nucleotide messenger RNA. NCBI's taxonomy places the organism in Eukaryota, Dinophyceae, Syndiniales, Amoebophryaceae. The record is from the annotation of a GenBank genome assembly.